CCAACAGGAAUACGUUAUGCCUGGCGCUCACCGGGGCGUUGGUUAGACCCAGGCCCGAGCCCACCAAACCAUGCCCGACGGGAGACCACCCUUCCCGGCCUGCUUGUCGGGACGUCCCGCGCCUGGAGGUUUUUGCCCGACACCCACAAUCUCUGACCUGCCAUCAGGUUUUCGGGGAAGGCGAAGAAAUAUGGACUUAGUCUCUGACAGUCCAGUCGCCAGACCCCACGGUGACUGAUCGAUAGGAGCUAGUGUGGCGCCCCAGGGGCCAGGCCCCCACCCAGGCCCCCCAAAGCACCAAUGGGGUCGGCCUCUAUGGGUGUGGCAGAUCCUCCCCGUCCUGGGCGCUCUGUCAGGGAGGCGUGGGGGUGUCCCUCCGCACACAGCGCCCCCCCUUCCCGCCCCGAUCUGUGGGUAAAGGACCCAGAUGGCCCGUCUGGCUAAAUGACCCAGAGCUUGUCUGCUGCUCAGCCUGCCCGCCAGCCCGCCCCCCUGGACUCCGUUUCCCCCGCGCCGAUACUCGGCCCGUGCCCCCGCCCCACGCCCCUCGCCCUGCGAGGGCUGGGGGAUGUUCGGUGGGUUCGGUCGAGUCACCCGGCGUGGUGAAUCGAGGCCCCAGGGGCAGCGUAGGGAACGAGCUGGUGUGGGCUUCGAUUCUACCCCCGCCCGAGUGUGUGCGUCUGCAUCCCGUCCGUCCGCCCGCAACGCCGCCCACCCCCUGGGUUUAUCCUUGCUGGCUCCCGGCUGACCCCCACCCCGCCUACCCUGCUCCCGGGGGAGUGAGGGUGGUUGGUUGGGAGGGGAAGCUAGUGGACUCCGGCGAGGUGAAACGUGCCAGGGUCAGUGGUGCCGGGGUUACGGGCUGUCUGGACUCCCCUUUCGAUGGUUGGUGCGUAUUCCAUGUUGGUUGUAGCAGGUCACAAAAGCUCCCGCGGCUGGCGCGUGUGGAGCUGUCCCCCCCCCCCAAUGGGGCUCAAACAAUCCCCGUUUUGGGGUGGAAAAAGUGAACGUGAAUGGCUGUGGAAAAGCUCCCGCUGGCCAGAACAGCAAAAUGAAGGGGGGAUAGGGAGUGAGGUGGGACACCCCUUCCCCAACUCGAGUCGUGACAAGAGAGAGAGGUGUCGAACCGCUGACCGGGGCAACGAUGAAGGGGCGGUGGGGUGCAUUGUUUAACGGGACACCCCCUCUGGUUCCUUUGAAAAGGGGGGAAGGGAGUGAGGUGGACACCCCUCUCCCCCCUACUUGAGAAGUCGUAACAAUAUAAGGCUUGAACCGAAUGGAUCUCCGUAGGGCAUCAGCUUACACCUCCUGGUGCGGGGGGGGUGUCCUUCCCCUUUAAGAAAUACGGGUGCACCAACGUCAUGACGCGGAAGUGGACGCCGCCUCCGGCCGCUUAUUAACCGCCGCACGUGGCGUGCGGGCCCCUUUCCCCCUCUGCAUUGGCUCUAGCACGGUCAUGGCUGAAUGUGCCCUAUGCUUCAACGUCUACAGCCGGCUUGCGCCUCACCUGACGGCCGUUCACAAGGUGGCCAACUCGGACGAGAAGCGGCUGCUUCUCGCGCUGGCCGCCGGCCGCGUGGACACGCGGAAGACACCGUGCCCGGUCCCGGGAUGUCGCCGGACGCCAGCCCGCCUAGACAGGCACUUGAGGCAGCACGCGGAGCUCUCGACCUCGGGAAGGAAAGAGGCUAUGGGGAGGGCGAAACGCCGGAAAGUAGCUCGGGAGUUGCAGUGACUGCGGUCCACCCAGCCUGCAAUCCCCGUCGUGUCCCAGCUAGCAUCGUCCUCCGAGGGGGAGCGGGACUCGGAGGACCCAGAGGCCGGCCGCCCGUGCGCCGACCGCGGCUGCAGGCGCGCCACCGAGCGCAUACAGGCUCAGCUCACGGACCUGGGGAAACAGGUUACCAAGAUGCGGUCCACCCUGCUCCAAAUCACACGCCUCUACCGGGAGCUAAGGAAGGGAGAAGGGGGGAGAAGGAGGAGGAAGAGGGCCAGGAGAACCAGGUCGCCUCCUGCACCACCGCCUCCCGGGCGAGGGGCGGCCGGAGGUCCGACGCCCCCCGAGCCUCCGGAGGCUUUGGAGCCCACUGCCUACCCGUUCCCGGACCACGUCCCCGCGCUGAACCUUCUCUUGGGGGAGUUCGAAGGGUACCAACUGGGCAGCGAGCCCACCCCCCGCCUGCGGAACAACGUCACUUCGAAGCUGGGGAGAAUCAAAGCCUUCCUUGGUUACAUGGCCAGGGGCACCGCGGAGCCAGGGGACUUCCUCUUCCUCAACCAACCAGCCCGAAUCCGAGCGUGGGCCGCCCGGCUAGGUCAGACGCGCAUGGCCGAGCCCACCAGGCAGCACUACCUGAAGAACGUGGCUCAGUUCCUAGACUACCUCUCGGAGACGCCGCCGGCCGCCUGUCAGCUCUCCAGCACGGCUCUGGUUCUGAUUCGAAGGGAGGUCAGAGCCCUCAUCCGCGGCAUACGCCGGCGUGUCGUCGUGCACGAGGUAAGGACCAAGCAGGCGAAGGAAAGCCGACUGAUCCCCAAGGCCAGCCUGGUGCGCUGUCACCGGACCGCUGGGAGGAAAAUUCCCGCCCUGCUAAGUAAGCAAGCCCUUCCGCCGUUCCAGCGAUUCCCCCUGUUCGUUCUU
Molecule: messenger RNA, 2641 nt
Organism: Danio rerio (zebrafish)
Lineage: Eukaryota; Metazoa; Chordata; Actinopteri; Cypriniformes; Danionidae
Source: RefSeq, a predicted model, not a curated record